GCCAGAGACGCUGCUUUUUUUUCCGGGUUCGGAGCCGUUCCGGAUGCUUUAGGCUGCCGGAUGUCUGAUCUCCGGAUAACUGAGGCGUUUCUGUACAUGGAUUAUCUGAGAAUGUCUGAAUGUAUCCAGAUCUCAUUUGCCGUUUGUAGAAUUGGCACUUACACGUGUUUUAGAGCACUUUGCUGCAAGGGACCGCCACCCGCACGGCCAGAAUAUGAUCUGGUUUGCAUAGGCCUCACCGGUUCCGGCAAGACCAGUCUGUUGUCAAAACUCUGCAGUGAAAGUCCCGAGAACGUCGUGUCAACCACAGGUUUUAGUAUAAAAGCAGUGCCAUUCCAGAAUGCCAUCUUGAAUGUGAAAGAACUUGGAGGAGCUGAUAAUAUCCGGAAAUACUGGAGCCGUUACUACCAAGGAUCUCAAGGGGUAAUAUUUGUAUUAGACAGUGCCUCUUCAGAGGACGAUUUAGAAACUGCUAGAAAUGAACUGCACUCAGCUCUUCAGCACCCACAGUUAUGCACUUUACCCUUUUUAAUAUUGGCCAAUCAUCAAGACAAGCCAGCGGCUCGCUCAGUACAAGAGAUCAAAAAAUAUUUUGAACUUGAACCACUCGCACGUGGAAAACGCUGGAUUCUGCAGCCCUGCUCGCUGGAUGACUUGGAUGCACUGAAAGACAGCUUCUCUCAGCUGAUACAUUUGUUAGAAGAAAAGGACCACGAAGCUAUGAGAAUGUGAAACCUGGCAAAGAAAUCGGGUUCCAGAAGGCCUUGAACCUCCCAUGUUAGUGUCUCAUUUUAAUUCUAUUUUGGUAUCAAGACUAUCAUGACUUCAGUCUCUGUUUUCCUUUAGUUAUUCAGACUCUCAUCUCUCAAAGUGAAUAUUAUGUAAGUCAGGUGAAUUAUCAUCGGCAUUAACGUCAAGUACACACUACUGAGAGAGAAUUUAUUCUCUGUUUACCACUAAUUAUCUUCACCGCAUGUCUCCUCCUUCUGUUGUUCUAAGCAUCUCUUCUAUACUUUGUGCUAAAAUGGAUGAAAUUCAUGGCUCACGGAAAUCAAAUCCCUUAUGAAGAACUCAGAAAGACUCAACAGUACCUUGACUAAUUUUCCCUGGGUUUGGGAGUGGAGGAUUGUGUGUCCAGGACUCCACAAUAAUAUGUAUGUCAUUUUCAAGAUCUUGGGGGUUUGGGUUUGCUUAAAUUUUUUAAAUCUUAUUUUUAUUCUUUAAUUUUUUUCAUACUGACCUUAUAGACUAUGAGUGAAAAAAUAAGCACCAAAAACUUCAGUUCAUCCUCCUAUGAAAGAAUAUCCUGCCACAGUAAAAUUAGGUUUGAAGAACUUAAAGACCAGAUGCAUAAUGUUUCCUUGAUUAUAUCUGAGGUCUCACUCCUUUCCCUCUUUUAAGAGCAAAGACACUGUUUUAGUUUCUUUGGUGGGCGUCAGAGGAAACUUAGGCACAAUGCAUGCAUCACUGAUUGCAUUUGGUCAAGUCCUCAAAUAUGUUUUUAGUGGAACAAUCAGCCUCCAUAAAGCCAAGCUGCAACGUAAUAUAGGUAUCUUUUUCUAAAAACCAGAAGUGUUUGAUUGAAAUAGAGAAAAUAAUUUUUAAAAUAAUAAAAAUUUUAAAACAGCCAAACAAUGUAUAAUUUAUACUGGUUAGUGUUUAAGCUGGCAAGAAUUUGACAGAGAUAUCAAAGACAGAAUCAUCUGUAUAUUUAUUCAUUAUGUGCUAAUGUAGUUUAAUGGAGUCUGGUAAAGCCUCCAUCUAGUAGUUAAAAGGUCUAUCAGUAUUUCUAUUAUAAACCUCUAUUUUCAGGGGUUUCAUUGUGCCCUUGAAAUGUGCUGGGGCUGCAGCAAAUAAAUAAUUUGAGGGCCUAGAUUCAGUCUUUGGAACUGAUUUUUUUUUUCCACUUAAUUUAAAUGACUAAAUUGCCUAGAGAUAAAUGUACAGUUUUAGUAAGGUUUAGCACCUUUGACCUUUUCUAAAUCAGGAAUAAUCUAUGGAUAUUGAGGUUCAUAGAUGAAAUCUUCUUUGGCACAUUUUGUAGACUUUUGACCACUGAUUGAAAUACUAAGUGGACAAAUGAUAGAAAACUGCUCCUACACCUGAGCAAUAAAAACAUGUUUGUAAUUUUUAGGCAGCAUAGACUGAUACCCAAAUACCACAGACUCACACUCUCUCACAAGGUAACAGAAAACCUCACGAUUCUCCAGAUGAUAUAGUUCAGACCCUUCACAUCAUUCAAAUGCAGAUUUUGCAAUUUAAUCCUGAAAAUGGAUUUUACUGAAAUCAUUAUCUUUGAACUGUCCAACACUUGUUUAAGGUUUUUUUGUUUUGUUUUGUUUGUUUGGCAUGGAUCAGAGAAGAUCCAGAGUGAUUUAUAUACAAUUGUGUCUACAGUAUUUUGGAAUAUUUUUAGCACUGUGUAAUAAUCCGUGAGCAGCACAGAACUUAUAUUCCAAUGACCAGUUACACAAUUCCUGGUUUAAUUUUGUCCUCUUGUGCUUAUCUUCUAUGAAAAAAAUAAAUGAUUCUUAGGCCUUGCUUUCCCUGCAAGUUCAUUAAAUGUAAAAUGUCGUCUCUUUAAGAUACUGUGGCUGAGUGCUCCUAAGCCAUCUGUUAAAUGACUUCCCGUCGUCUGUGUGUGUUCAUGUGCACACCAGUGAUGGGCCUCUCCUCAGACCCACGACUGUCUGCAGCAUCUCAGCCGUCAGAAUGAAAACAUUAUCAAUCAGUACCCAACAACAGCUGUUUUUGACAAGUUUCUGUCUGACGCCUAAUGCUUUCAACUGUCAAUAAGGCUCUUUCUUUGUCUAGCAGGUUGGAGCUGGCCGUCUUGCUGCUUCAGUGUGGCAUCCUGUCCUUGUAACCCUAGAAUUUGCCAUGUUUUGGAAAUCCACCUGGGGGGAGGGGUGGGCCUGGAUGGGUUGGGGUGAGUGGGUUGGGGGUCUGCGUUCUAUUCCUACUUUCCUGUAACGUGCCACAGGUGUCUUAGUUUGCAUAUUCAAAUAUUAUGUAGGAAAAACAGUCUGUUAGGUAUUUCUUCACUUAGCUUCUUGUUAUAUUUAUGGAAGUUACCAGUUUUUGUACCUUCUUAGUGAAAGCAGUUGCCUUUUUAUAAUGGCAAUUAAUUUAUAUAAAACUUUGUAUCUACUGUAGUUUACAGUAUUGGUUGCUAAUUAACUGCCAUAUUGCCCUGUCUUUCUAUUAAAAAAUACUGUAUCUAUACUUAGAGGUUAACAGAUUCAUGUGGACAUUUGCCAGGCAAGAACUCGUAUUGUCUGUGAUUUAUAUAUGAUUUUCACUAUCUUCAAAUGAAAAUAAACGCUGAGUAGAA
Molecule: messenger RNA, 3334 nt
Organism: Sciurus carolinensis (gray squirrel)
Lineage: Eukaryota; Metazoa; Chordata; Mammalia; Rodentia; Sciuridae
Gene: Arl15
Product: ADP ribosylation factor like GTPase 15
Exons: 6
Coding region: 61-732 (223 amino acids)
Molecular function (GO): GTP binding; GTPase activity
Source: RefSeq, a predicted model, not a curated record